This is a messenger RNA of Phaeoacremonium minimum UCRPA7, 663 nucleotides long. RefSeq names its product putative secondary alcohol dehydrogenase protein. Gene Ontology annotation, molecular function: protein-macromolecule adaptor activity. Bases 1 to 663 code for a protein of 220 amino acids. NCBI's taxonomy places the organism in Eukaryota, Fungi, Ascomycota, Sordariomycetes, Togniniales, Togniniaceae. The record is from RefSeq and is a predicted model, not a curated record. Gene Ontology annotation, biological process: proteasome regulatory particle assembly. The transcript has a single exon.
AUGUCCGCAGACACCCUCCCCAUCUCGCCGGCACGCUUCGCCGAGGCGCUGAAAGACCUGUCUCUCUCCUCGCUGCACCUCAAGGUCCUCGAGAUCCGCAACAGCAUAGCGCACCUCGACUACAGCAACGAGCAGCUGCGGCCCUUCGCCGAGGGCACGGAGGCGGUACUGGACGUCGCCGGCGGGGCCUCCAGGCCAGGCGUGCCCGACCAGGACUGCCUCGAUGCGAUCCGCGAGAACGAGGCGGUGAUUGAGAAGAUGCAGGAGCGCAUCCGGCUCGUGCGCGUGGAAGUCGAGGGCCGGGGCGUCAGCUGGACGGAGUUCCAGAGCAAGGAAGAGGCGGAAGCCGCGGCGGCUGCUGCUGCUGUUGCUGCUGCGCGGACAAAUGGGGUGAAUGGCCAUGGCGAAGACGAUGCUACACAGACUGCGAGCCCAGAGCGGCAACAUUCAGCAUGGGCCGACGGAACCUUCCAGACAGGCGUGAUUCGCAACGGCGAGGUACAGAUGGAUGCGCAGGCCGGUCAGCGCGUGCAACCUGGGCAGGCUGCUGCUGGUACUGGAGGAGGUCGUUUAACAGAUGAGGAACUACGUCGCAUGCUAGAAGAGCGAUUAAAUCACCAAGACGAUGACGAUGACGAGGAGGAGGGUGGUAUGCACCUAUAA